AUGUUUACCCCUCGUUUUCUUUUUGUAGAUAACGUUCCUACACACCCUACCCAAGGAACCCGAUCGUCCCUUUCGUCGAACAACUCGUCAAAGCAGACGAAUUGCUGGGUGGUGAAGACGUUCACAGGCGACGAUCUACUGACUCGAGAUAACGUUCCUACACACCUUACCCAAGGAACCCGAUCGUCCCUUUCGUCGAACAACUCGUCAAAGCAGACGAAUUGCUGGGUGGUGAAGACGUUCACAGGCGACGAUCAACUGACUCGAGAUAACGUUCCUACACACCCUACCCAAGGAACCCGAUCGUCCCUUUCGUCGAACAACUCGUCAAAGCAGACGAAUUGCUGGGUGGUGAAGACGUUCACAGGCGACGAUCUACUGACUCGAGGUAAGCUUCUCUGUGUGUGUGUGUGUGUGUGUGGAGCGAACGACGAGCAGAUCUGGUUGAUGAGGUACACCCAGAUUUGCAUCGUCCCAUCCCGUCUUUGUAGAACUUCUGCCUUCGUUCGUCUUUGGCGAGUUCCGAAGCUAUACAAAUGGACUCCAGGAAAUGCUUUGGAGUGUAGGAGAUAA
Molecule: messenger RNA, 573 nt
Organism: Ilex paraguariensis (yerba mate)
Lineage: Eukaryota; Viridiplantae; Streptophyta; Magnoliopsida; Aquifoliales; Aquifoliaceae
Source: the annotation of a GenBank genome assembly